AUGAACUGUGUCCUGGAUGGAAACUGUGUUAAAGCAUUUGGAAAGGCCAUUCAUGCCCUGUCCCGGGUUGGAGAUGAGCUGUGGUUGGAUCCCACGGUCAAAGGGCUGGCACUGCGAUCAGUGAAUUCUGCUCAUUCUGCAUAUGCCUGCUUCCUCUUCGCGCCAAUGUUCUUCCACCAGUACAACCUGGGAUCAGCACUAGAACAGGGUAGUGAAACAAUCAAAUGCAAGCUGGUCAUGAAGUCUGUGCUGCCACUUUUCCGGUGUUUGACUUCCAUUGAGCGUAACGUGAAACAAUGCGAGAUAUCAAUCGGCACUCCCUGUGACCGAGUGAUGAUCAGGUUUUUCUGCAGACAUGGUAUCACCAAAACCCACAGUGUAAGUUUCCAGGAAAGCGAGGCUCUGCAGGCAGUGUUUGCCUCACACCUUUGUCCUAAUGUGCUGAAGGCUCCUGCCAGGCUUCUCUGUGAUAUGGUGAGGCAUUUCCCAGUGUCUCAAGAAGAAAUCACGUUGUCUAUGAGUCCUCUGAAAGUCAGUCUGAGAAAUUACUUUGAAGGGGCAAAGGAUCACCUGAAGACGAUGUACACUGAAAUGUCCUUACACCCAGACGAGUUCGACUACUUUCAGGUCGGAGUGGACUCGGGCAUAACCUUCUGUCUGAAGGAGUUGAGGGGUUUAUUGGCCUUUGCAGAGUCACAUUGCCUUCCAGUGUCAGUUCACUCUGGUGCUGCAGGAAGGCCUGUGUGCUUCUCAGUGGAGGACAUGGUUGUUGAGGCCACUGUGGUGCUGGCUACUCUGAUUGACUCUGAAAGCAGGGGCCCCUCUCAGCCGACAGAGACCUUGGCACCCCCUACACCCAGGUGUGUAGAUGCUGCUGCCUUACCUGUGGGUUACUGCGACGCACACAGCAACAUACCUCAUGAUACUGCGGCUGGGACAGAGCUGGUAGCAUCCAGCCAGGGCAGCCCUAUCAUCAACUCUGCUCUGAUGCAACUUCUGCCUCAGACCGACAUUCCUAAUGAACUCUGUGUGCCUGACGAGGCCUGUCACAGCGCCAGCACAACUCCUGCUUCCACAACAAUCUGCUCCCUCCUGUUCAGGGCCUUGUCCUCAGAUCAGGAUGAUCCAGGGCUGCCUGUCCUGGCAGGUUACAGUGAUGGAGAGGAGAAUAUGGAGGACGACGACUAUCCAAGAAGCCCUCAACUCUGAAGUUACGCAAUAUGCAAUAAUCUAUGGUCACAAUGAAAGAUCUAAAUUUAAUUUUAAGAUUACGGUUUAUACCGCAAAGCUUCUUUUG
Messenger RNA from Stegastes partitus (bicolor damselfish), 1297 nucleotides. It is a transcript of the gene rad9b, whose product is annotated as RAD9 checkpoint clamp component B. Bases 1 to 1209 code for a protein of 402 amino acids. Gene Ontology annotation, biological process: cellular response to ionizing radiation; DNA replication checkpoint signaling; DNA repair. The record is from RefSeq and is a predicted model, not a curated record. Lineage: Eukaryota; Metazoa; Chordata; Actinopteri; Pomacentridae. Gene Ontology annotation, cellular component: checkpoint clamp complex. The transcript has 11 exons.